UUCCGCCUGGUAGUAGAUAGGUUAUGGUAUUAUUUGGCACCACCUGACACAAGACUACGACUACUACUUUAAGAGGAGUAAUCCUUAUCGUUGGUGUUGGUCGGACUCCGCGGAAAGGCUGCGAGCCGACGACGUCAUCCGCUCCUAGCUUUCUCCGCCUCGACAUUCUUCCCCCUUCGGCUGGGAGUUCUGUUGGAGCCGAUUAAAUGACCAUUACCCACCAACUACACAAUACGACCAGAUAGGUCCGACCACAGUGACUCUGCAGACCCCUGAUCCAGAGCUUAUUUACCCAUUGCUCGACCGUUCCACCUGGUCGGUUCAUGACGCCCGCCCGGUGGCUGUCUGUGCGGCAUUUGCGACCAGCUCUCCGCUUCCCUCCCUCAAUCGUCAAAAUGUCCAUCUCCACCUUUACCAUCCCUCGCGACCUGAACCAGGAUGUCUCGCCCCCGUUACACGUCUCCUGUGCGGCAGAGCUGUCUAGGGAAGACCUGCUGCGAUUCCCGGCCUUCCGGGUCUGGCUGACCACCUUGCAACGCUCCUUGAGUCGCCAGCAACAUCCCUCCCACGAGUUCUCCAAAGAUCCUUACGUCCUGCAUAAGAUUGAUAUCCAGGCGGUGGACUAUUUUGGUGGUGGACGCUUAGGCUUUCUGAAGCUGAAGGCGGACGUGUCAAAUGGUAACGGAGAGACGCUCCCGGGAAGCGUGUUCUUGCGCGGUGGCAGUGUAGGAAUACUGCUCAUACUACAACCGGACGAUGUGCCCCAUUCGGUGGAAGAGGAGAAGCGUGCGGUUCUGACAAUCCAACCCCGUAUCCCUUCAGGCUCUCUGGCCUUUCCCGAAAUCCCAGCUGGCAUGCUCGACGAUAGCGGAUCGUUCGCAGGGGGGGCAGCAAAGGAGAUACAGGAGGAGACAGGCUUAACAAUACCCCAAGAGGAGCUAAUCGACAUGACAUCGCUGGCUCUGCAGUCGGUGGCGGAACCUAAUGACGGCGAGACGCUGCAAAAGGCGAUGUAUCCCUCGGCCGGUGGGAGCGACGAAUUCAUCCCCUUGUUUCUGUGUCAAAAACGAAUGCCGCGCGAGGAGAUCGACAGUCUGCAAGGAAGAUUAACUGGACUACGACUGCACGGAGAGAAGAUUACGUUGAAAGUAGUACCAUUGAAAGCUCUAUGGAAAGAGGGUGUGCGGGAUGGAAAGACCCUUGCAGCGUGGGCGCUGUAUAGAGGACUCAAGGAGGAGGGGAAGCUAUAGAUAUAUCGCAUUCGACAUUCGAUUGGCAGUAGCAGUGAGGCUAUCCGAAGACCAAUUGGGAUCCUGCAUUCAUCGUGCAAGACAAUACUAAAUCCGGGGCU
This is a messenger RNA of Aspergillus ibericus CBS 121593, 1351 nucleotides long. Its product is annotated as putative NUDIX family hydrolase. Gene Ontology annotation, molecular function: ADP-ribose pyrophosphatase activity; ADP-glucose pyrophosphatase activity. Gene Ontology annotation, biological process: ribose phosphate metabolic process; nucleoside phosphate metabolic process. The coding region runs from base 324 to 1250 and encodes 308 amino acids. NCBI's taxonomy places the organism in Eukaryota, Fungi, Ascomycota, Eurotiomycetes, Eurotiales, Aspergillaceae. The transcript has 3 exons. The record is from RefSeq and is a predicted model, not a curated record.